AGUGUCUCUGUGUAUAUAUAUCUGUGUCUGCAUCCACUGAGGAAAGAAGAGAAUAUCAAAAUUUACACACAAACACAGUAAGAUAUAUAUAACAUAUAUACAGAGGGGGAGGGAGAGGGGGAGAGAGAGAGAGAGAGAUGGAAUGGAAGAAAUGUUAUUUAGAUGUUAUACUCGUGCCAAUGGGGUUCUUAAUAUGCGUGGGGUAUCAUCUAUGGCUAUGGCAUAAGGUUCGAACACAGCCAUUCUCAACCAUCAUUGGAACUAAUGCCAGUGGUCGUCGGUUUUGGGUUUCUGCUAUGAUGAAGGACAAUGAUAAGAAAAACGUUUUGGCUGUUCAGACAUUGCGAAACACGAUCAUGGGUGCAACUCUCAUGGCCACCACAUCGAUCCUUCUCUGCUCGGGAUUAGCAGCUGUCAUAAGUAGUACUUACAGCAUUAAGAAGCCACUCAAUGACGCCGUUUAUGGAGGCCACGGAGAAUUCAUGGUAGCGCUAAAAUACGUUACUCUCCUCUUCAUUUUCCUCUUCUCGUUCCUAUGUCACUCCCUCUCGAUCAGGUUCAUCGGCCAGGUGAAUUUCCUCAUCAAUUGCCCUCAAGAAAACUCGUCCAUCGUCACUCCAGGAUAUGUGUCGGGGCUUCUUGAAAAAGGAUUUUUGCUCAACACGAUUGGAAAUAGAUUGUUCUAUGCAGCACUCCCUCUUGUGCUGUGGAUUUUUGGUCCUGUCUUGGUUUUCUUGUGUUUUAUCACAUUGGUUCCUAUCCUUUACAACCUUGACUUUGUUUUUGCUCGUGAAAAAUUAAGUAAGGGAUCUGAGAAUGCAAAUGAUAAUGGCUUUACAUCAGUGUAAAAGCUAAUAAUCUUUGUCAUAUUCACAUCAAGAUUAAAUGUCAAUUAAGUGCUUAUAUGUUUUGUCA
Olea europaea var. sylvestris is the source of this 915-nucleotide messenger RNA. RefSeq lists its product as uncharacterized. The transcript is spliced from 2 exons. Lineage: Eukaryota; Viridiplantae; Streptophyta; Magnoliopsida; Lamiales; Oleaceae. The record is from RefSeq and is a predicted model, not a curated record. Bases 138 to 848 code for a protein of 236 amino acids.